GUUCUUCCAGGUGCAGUUGUUGAAGGCUGACGUCUGCAGUCGCUGCCGCGGCUCUGGGUGAAACUAAAGUGGAACACGGAGGCAGUAAAGCUGGUGAUGUAGGUCAACAAGGCGUCUUCAGUCGGUUUGUUUCUCACCUGAGGAGGAGUAAGAGGGAAGCUGCGGCUCAUGGCUGUGAUUUUAGUCGCUUUCAUGUUGGUGUGUUCGGGGCUCUGGGACAAGACUCUCCUCGCAGACGGUCAGCCUUGUGUGGAUGAGAGCAGGUUCAAGGAGCUGCUGCAGUUUGUGGGGCGGCAGGAGCCUCCUUAUCGACUGCAGUGUCCCCUGGAGCCUGUUCAGUCCCAGAACUCGCCCCAAAUCCAGAUGACCUGGCUGAAAAACUGUGAGCAGCUCCGCAACCAGGAGGGAAAGACCUACCUGGAGUUUGCUGGCUUCAACUUGGAGGACCAAGGAAAUUACACCUGUGCUCAACAGGGCAACAGCACAGCCUCAUACACUGUGCGCCUCACUGUGAAGGAGUCUCAGUGCUCCAAAGCUCCAGAGUUUAAACCGAGCGGGAGCCGGACCAAACUCUGGAGGAAUGUGGGAUCCACUGUGAAGCUGAACUGCACCGCUCUCCUCUUCUGGGACCAGUCUGAGGAUCAGUGUGACACCACGCUGCAGUGGAGUAAAGACAGCCAGCCCCUCACCAACCACACUCAUUACUCACUGAACACAUCGUCAUGGUCCCCUGGUGCCGAUCAGCUGAUGGUAAAUAGUCUGCUAGUGAUCACCGUCAGAGAUCUGGAGGAUUUUGGGGUCUAUAGCUGCUCAGUGAGGAACAUUUCUACUGACUUCAGCCUGCAGAAUUCAGACAGCCCCAACCACACAGUCCCUGUUAUAGCAGCCGCCAUCCUGCUUCUCUUCUUGGGUGUAGCGGCUGUCGUGUACGCCAGAUGUCACCUCAGCAUCAAACUGUGGUACAGGAACAAAUACGGAGACUAUGAACUCAAUGAUGGGAAAUUAUAUGACGCCUAUAUCUCUUAUGUGAACAACGACUAUGACAGGAAGUUUGUUAACUUUAUUCUCAAACCUCACCUGGAAAAUAAAAAUGGCUACAAGGUGCACCUCAAUGCCAACGAUAUUCUGCCUGGCACAGAACCGUCUGCAGAGCUCCUAAUGAACAUGAGUCGCUCCCGCCGUCUCAUCGUGCUGCUCUCUCAUGCGUACCUUGAACAGGACUGGUGCUCCGGUAACUUCAGACAGGGCCUCCUGCACUUGUUGGAGUUGUGUCAGCAGCCCAUCCUCAUCAUGCUGGAGGGUCAGUCCAAACGCAUGAGGCCUGAGAUCAAGCAGCAGCUCAGUGAGCACCAGCACUGCCUCACUAUACUCACCUGGAGGCACAACUCUGUGACUCCAUCCUCAGCCUUCUGGAAGGAGUUAGCUUUAGCGAUGCCUCGGAGAGUCGUCUUCCACAAUGAGUCUGCAGGCGACCCUCAGACUGUGCUGCAGGAUGACAAAGACCCCAUGCUGACCCUGGACCCCGACUACCUGGACUGCCGCUCAGACGCUGACCCUGCUGGAGACCUGGGACUUCGCCUCCCAGUGUACAAAGCUCUGGCCUGUACAGCUCCAGUCCUCCCCGCUGCUCCCAUCACAGCUGCCGAACCAAAACCCUCCGACAUCGACGUGUCCGACUUGGGAUCACGCAACUACGGAGCGCGCUCAGACUUCUACUGCCUGGUCACCGAGGACAUUUGAGCGACACUCCUCUCGAUAUGGUCUCCAAAAAUUAACACCAAUAUGAAGAUACUUUGAAUUUUUUUAUAUUUAUCUGGGUCACAUAGCUAAAUAUGUUUUCCUUUUCUAUACAAUGUGUUUAUUGAAAUCAGAGUGUCCAAUUUGUGUUUACCCUCACCAUAGACUGAUUUUAAAUAUUUUUGAAUUUAUUACUGUUGUGUAAAAUAUUUUGUGAGAGAUUAUCUGUAAUAUUUCAGGAAAAUAAGUUGUUUUUUUUUUACAUUCAUGCAUUUGUAUCACAUUAGAUUUUUUCUCAGUCCCCAGCAGGGGGCAGAGCAAUAGUAGAUAAGAUUAAAUAAGGAAUGUGCUUUUUAAGCAUUUUUUCAUUUGACAACACACAGAUGGUGGGAAAAUGCAUGUGAAAGUCAAACUUGAAUCCAGAAAAGUUGUUCACUCUGCAACAGUCAACAGAAGCAGGAUGCCUAAGACUGAAGAUAUCUUUUUUUUUCUUUCUUUUUUUUACUAUACAGGUGGAAGCUUUGUGUAUGAGGAAAAUCGACCACAUUGCAGUUACACAUUAAUAAUAAAAAAACUGGGCAUUUUGUCUGUGAA
Amphiprion ocellaris (clown anemonefish) is the source of this 2331-nucleotide messenger RNA. RefSeq names its product single immunoglobulin and toll-interleukin 1 receptor (TIR) domain (gene sigirr). Bases 169 to 1740 code for a protein of 523 amino acids. The transcript is spliced from 10 exons. Lineage: Eukaryota; Metazoa; Chordata; Actinopteri; Pomacentridae. Gene Ontology annotation, biological process: signal transduction. The record is from RefSeq and is a predicted model, not a curated record.